This is a messenger RNA of Panicum virgatum (switchgrass), 744 nucleotides long. RefSeq lists its product as uncharacterized. The record is from RefSeq and is a predicted model, not a curated record. Lineage: Eukaryota; Viridiplantae; Streptophyta; Magnoliopsida; Poales; Poaceae. The coding region runs from base 1 to 744 and encodes 247 amino acids. The transcript has 3 exons.
AUGACGGUUGCGCCAGUGCCAGGCGCAGCCACACCCGACGUGGCGACGGCGGAUGCGCCAGUGCCAGGCGCAGCCACUCCAGAUGUGGUGGCCCCCGAGGCCUCAGCUACGGCGACCGUCGCGCCGUCAGCAGACUUGGCGUCGGCGAGAGCAGCGGCGACGAGUACGGCAACGACGAGAACAGCGGCAGCAGGUGCGGCAACCGUGAGUUCCUCGGCUCCUGAGGUCCCGACGUCUGUACCGGACUUCCCCUCCCCCAGUGCUCAACCUGCAGAAGAGCUGGAGGAGGUCUCUGGCAGGCGACUUCUGCAGGGUCUCCCGGAGGAGGAAGCGGCUCAUCCCCUCCCUCGGGUGCUGGUCCAGGUGUUCGACCGGGAGUUCGCAGUAUCGAGCCGGGAAAAAGCCCUGGCGCAGCGGGAGGAGACUUUUGCCCAGGAGGUGGCCAGCUUCGCAGCUCAGCGAUCCGAUCUUGAGACUCGCCUCGCGGCCCAGCUGUCCGAGCUUGAGACCCGCAGCCAGGGUCUCGAGAUCCGCAAGCAGGAGCUGGACAAGCUCUCUGUGACCCUGGCUGGAUGGUGGAAGCAGCUGGAGGAGAGGGCCAGCAAGCUGGCUGUUGCCGAGUCGAAGCUGGAGAACGAUAGGAAGUCCCUUGAUAGGCGGGAAUCCCACACCGCCAACAUGGAGAAACAGCUUGAGCACCAGCGCGACUCCCUCAAGAAGCUGAAGGAUACCCCGGCGCCCUAG